This is a messenger RNA of Megalops cyprinoides (Indo-Pacific tarpon), 1640 nucleotides long. It is a transcript of the gene nmrk1, whose product is annotated as nicotinamide riboside kinase 1. The transcript is spliced from 8 exons. Gene Ontology annotation, cellular component: cytoplasm. Bases 440 to 1054 code for a protein of 204 amino acids. The record is from RefSeq and is a predicted model, not a curated record. NCBI's taxonomy places the organism in Eukaryota, Metazoa, Chordata, Actinopteri, Elopiformes, Megalopidae.
AUGAGAUUCAAAAUGUUUUACGUGCUGGCAUAUAUGGGAAAGCAUGACCGCUUGACAUUAACUGUUGACAGGUCAUGCCUUAAGUGAUGUUUACCUAUGUAGAUAGCAAAGGUCAGUUAGCUACACAUUAGCUGUUUGCAUCGUUGAUAUGGAGAAGUCAUUUGGAGGCUAGGCAUCAGCCACUUAGCUAUCCUUUCAAACUUGUUUUUGAGGUCAUCCAAAGUAGAUUUACGAGUGACGUUUGACUGAAAAUACCCAAUCACGAGGCCGUGUGAUUGUAUCCAGCGCUGAAUGAUCAAUCGCUCAAGCAAAACCACAGUCCCGGUACUUCAGCAGUUUCGUCUUGACGUGAUUCGGAGACUAACGCGAAAUAUCUGCGCCUUUGCUUUACCGUAAGGUACAGUACACCGCACAUCUGACUCCACUUCUGUCGAAAGCCAUGAAGAAGUUAGUCAUUGGAAUUGGAGGGAUUACCAAUGGUGGAAAAACUACUCUGGCUAGGAGCAUUCAGGAACACAUUCCUAACAGCUGUAUCAUCGCACAAGAUGUUUUCUUCAAGGAGGACUACAUGGUAGCUGUUGACAGCAAUGGAUUCAAGCAGUACGACGUGCUUGAAGCGCUCCAUAUGGAUCGAAUGAUGAGCGACAUCAGAGCAUGGCAGAAAGACCCUGAGUCCUUUCUCAUCUCUCGAGGAUUGAAAACUACAUUUCCCAGAAUUCCCAGAACACCAGAUGAGGUUUAUGUCCUUAUAAUUGAGGGCUUUCUGAUCUUCAACCACAGGCCCUUGAAUGAAAUAAUGGAUAAACGAUAUUUCUUAAACAUUCCAUACGAGCUGUGCAAAAAGAGGAGGUGCUCGAGGGUGUAUGUGCCUCCUGAUCCCCCAGGGUACUUUGACGGACAUGUGUGGCCCAUGUACCUGAAGAACAGAAAGGAAAUGGAGGAAAUGGUUUCUGACCUGGUGGACCUGGAUGGAACAAAGAGCAGAGAGGAGCUGUUUGCCGCAGUGUAUGAAGACGUUAAAUUAGAAAUUCAGCGGAUUUUAGGCAAGGCCUGAUCCCAGACCACAGGCUGGAAAGAAGAGUCAACAGAUCCCGUGGUAUUUAUUUUUGCCAGUCCUCAUGGUAUGCAGAAUUGUGAGCCAAGUUGAUAGUUACACACGUAGUUGUACAUAAAUGUGGUAAAGAUAAAAGGCAGCAAUGGAAUUAAAUUAAAACUUGCAUUUAUUGUGUAUUUUUACAUGUAUAGUUGUUUUGUAUUUUUAUCCCCAAAUAGAGACUAAGGAAUUCAUGCACCAAAUCCUACUGGAAGACCAUUGUUAAAAAUAUGAACACAGCUGCACAGUGUAUAUUCAGAUGUGGACACACCUAUUUAAAUAAGAAAGUAUGAGUAUGUCCUCAUGUGAUGAUCUCGUUGAAGACCAUAUCUUUUGCUUACCAUACUUUGAGUUGUGAGAACCUGAGGUGUUGGAUGAUGUUACUGGUAUACAUCUUGCAAAUGAACUAAGAUGUAGCUGCAUUUUCACAUUCUAGGGUCAUGAAACAUUUUUUUAAUAUUAUAAGCUCAUAUGAGACAGCUUCAGAACAUCAAUAAUAUGUGUAUGUAUCUGGCAUUCACUUUGAGAAUAUUGUACAGAAAGUCAA